This is a messenger RNA of Didymodactylos carnosus, 366 nucleotides long. NCBI's taxonomy places the organism in Eukaryota, Metazoa, Rotifera, Eurotatoria, Philodinida, Philodinidae. The record is from the annotation of a GenBank genome assembly.
AUGCCGGACUUUGCAGAGCAGUCGAUGAUAGCAAAAAUCACAAAGGAACUCCCAACGUUUUCCGGUGCAGUUGGUGAAGAUUCACAUAAGUGGCUCACCAUAAUAAAAUCCAAAUUUGCUAUGCUGAGAUUUGACAAUGAACAAUGCCGACGUUAUAUUCUUCAACAACUGCUUGGUGAAGCUCAAGAUUGGUAUUUGGCACAAUCGACAAAUUUCAGUGAUUGUGAUUGGGCCUCGUUCCAAGCAGUCUUCUGUCUCAGAUAUCCACAACAACGACAUCAAACCAAUUCAAUGUUAAUUCUUCAACAGCUAAAAGACCGAAAACGGCAUACAACUGAACCAUUUGUUAAUUAUUAUAAUGACUAA